AUGUCUGACGGCGUUACCAACCCCCACGACCCCGCCACCGGAGGCUUCGCUGAGGAGAAGGGCAAGGGCAAGGCCGCAGAGCGCGUGCACGACAACGCCCAAAUGGUUGACGAUGACGACGAGGAUGACGAUGACGACGAGGAUGAGGACGAUGAGGACUUUGAGGGCGAACAGAACGAAGGAGAGGACAUUGAGGACGGCGCCGACGAGGUUGACAUGGACAAUAUUGUUGAGGGUGGCCGCCGAACCCGCGGUGCCAAGAUUGAUUUUGCCAAAGCCGCCGCCGAGAACCCCGCCGACGACGAAGACGAUGAGGACGACGAGGAUUUUGAGCCUCCUGCUCAGGACACGGAGAUGUCUGGUUAA
Akanthomyces muscarius is the source of this 366-nucleotide messenger RNA. RefSeq lists its product as uncharacterized. The transcript has 3 exons. Bases 1 to 366 code for a protein of 121 amino acids. NCBI's taxonomy places the organism in Eukaryota, Fungi, Ascomycota, Sordariomycetes, Hypocreales, Cordycipitaceae. The record is from RefSeq and is a predicted model, not a curated record.